Molecule: messenger RNA, 1323 nt
Organism: Spathaspora passalidarum NRRL Y-27907
Lineage: Eukaryota; Fungi; Ascomycota; Pichiomycetes; Serinales; Debaryomycetaceae
Product: coiled-coil domain-containing protein
Exons: 1
Coding region: 148-1323 (391 amino acids)
Source: RefSeq, a predicted model, not a curated record
AAAAAACGUCGUGUAACAGCCAAUUUUUCUAGUAUAAAGAUGGUGGCUGCAAACAGUCUCAGGAAAUUUUGCCGCUUACUCUUUUUUUACCAAAUUAAUUCAUUAUUUGAAGUCACAAAGCAAUUUUGAUCAGAUUUGUCUUCAGAUAUGUUUGUAAUUGGUUUACAGUUAAGUAAGUGUAAGUUGUUUAUCAACCGCUCAACCUCCAAGGUUACAAUUCGUUGUCCAAAGUUCUUAAGACCUGUUGUUCAAUAUUUAUAUGAAAAGUUCCAAAGAGGUGAACGCAUUGAUGCUAUGUUGAUGACUCCUAUUAGUGAUGGAGUUUCUGAAGUAUCAUAUUCUUCUCCUGUUGUCAACAAAUCCGCAAAGUCUUCAAAGUCUUCAAAAUCUCCAAUGUCUCCUGAAUCUCCUGAAUCCCCUGAAUCUCCAUCCAUCACUUUUAGAUCCAUUAUUUGGUCAAAACUUUCCAGUGUUUGCAAAUUUGUCACUAAUUUGUUUAAGAAGUCUGAAAAUUCCCCUAUCAAUGUUAACGAGUCAAACAAUCCAACUAAUCCUAUUGUUUCAUUUGUUGUUAAAGCAGCCGCCAAGGUGUCCAGAUCAGUUUUUACCUUUCUUGAAAAACUCGGCGCUAACAUUUAUCCAUCCUCAAUCCAAUGCUUUUUCAACAGAUUAAAUUCCCAAUUUAAAGAAAAGCUUGGUUUGGGUUACAAAGAGAGAUACAAGGACUUAUCAUUAGAAAAUGUUAACCUUAUUAAUAGUUUAGUUGAUGCCGAAGAAGAAUUAAAGAAGUUGAAAUCAGAAAAUGGUGCUUUAUUAGAUAAGCUUAAAGCUGAAACAUUGGACUUGAACAAACAAUUGAAUGAUUCCGAAUCUAAAUUCCAGAAAUUUAAAGCUGUCAAGUCGGUGUUAAUUCAAAAGUUAAAUGGAGAAAUAUCAGAAUUGAAGAAACAAUUAAAUCACAAAGAAGCAGUUAUGGACAAGUGCAAAGCUGACAAGUUUAAGCCCGAGAAGCAGAAAUUAUUAAAGAAGUUUAACACUGAAAAGCAGGCAUUAUUAAAAAAGUUUGACGCCGAAAGAUUAGACUUAAAGGAACAACUCAGUAAGGCUGAAGAUGAAUUAGUGAUGGUGACAACAGAAAACACAGAAUUGAUGAAAAAGUAUCAUGAUUUAGAAUUAGAAUUGCAUGCCUUAGAAUUAGCCAAUCCUCCCCCUGAGGAUCCUGAAGAAAAAAAGUUCAAGAAGGGUCGUUGGGGAAAGAAUAGAAAUAAAAAAUUUUUGGCAUCCAUUGAAGAUGAGGAGGAGAAGGAGGAGGAGCUAUGGUGA